AUGUCUAUCACGCACCGGCAGCAGGAGGGAUUCACGCUGCCCGAGCUCGAGUACCUGGCCCAGGAGCGAGCCCAUCACCAUCGUCCCACUCUACCGGAUGGAGCGCGUCGAGCUGGUCAGCAGGGGUUUUUUUGCCGGUAUCUCACAAGGUUCCAAGUGUCUGCCGUAGGGUUCCAUUGGUCCGUUCAGACCGCCACAGAAGACGUCGGUUCCGCUCUGGCUGGCUGUGCAGCUCAAGCGGUCAAGCCGCUGCCGCAUAGUUGCUCCCAAUUGGCUGUCGGCCGACCACCUGCUAGAAGCUUGUGCGCAAAGAGGAGCAGCCGUACUCGCGCUUCACCAAGCUGCCCAUGCACUACCUGGAAAUCGCGCACAUCCUCCUCACAUGUGCAGAGGAUGACCUCAUCGAAGCCGCAGAGCAUCCGCCGCCUGUUGCAGGACCUGAGAGAGGUCAGGCAGGGCAAGGUCAGGCAGGGUCCUGGCGCUGCUGAACCCGCUGCAGCUCCAGAUGGAUAA
Molecule: messenger RNA, 513 nt
Organism: Linderina pennispora
Lineage: Eukaryota; Fungi; Kickxellomycota; Kickxellomycetes; Kickxellales; Kickxellaceae
Exons: 2
Coding region: 1-513 (170 amino acids)
Source: RefSeq, a predicted model, not a curated record